Lepisosteus oculatus (spotted gar) is the source of this 3089-nucleotide messenger RNA. NCBI's taxonomy places the organism in Eukaryota, Metazoa, Chordata, Actinopteri, Semionotiformes, Lepisosteidae. The record is from RefSeq and is a predicted model, not a curated record.
UCUUAUUCAAUAGCAAUUAUUCAAGCUACUGCAACAGCAAGGCGACCUGCAAGCGCCUUAGAUUUCCUAAAGCGUUGUUACUUUUUAAUUUUACAGUCCUUCGAUCAUUUUUGCAUAGUUGAGCGAAUGCAAUGCAUUCCUUUAGGCUUUAACAGAAAUGGCACUUUUUUUUGGCGCUGCUUAGAGCGCCAAUAGCUGUUACACUCGCUGAAGUCAGGCGGGGCCACAGCAGUACAGUACAUGUUAUCAUUACCUCUGCAGUUGAUUCUGUUGAGUUCAAACGCCUUAACAGAGGAAAGGUAUCGCUAGAAACAUUUUAACAGUUAUACAGGCUUAGAAAAAAACACUUGAAGAUCAGAAGAACGUCAUAAUCAGAUUGGGUUUUUGGAUAUGGCAGGCUCAUCUAAAAUGGAGGAUCCACGUGUGCUUUAACGAAUCAUCACUCCUUCAAUGCUUAGUGAAAUGUCAUCUCCCUGCAGCUCUGCAGACUUGGCUUUUCUUGUGCAGUUUGUAAAAACCUCAGAGGUCUUGGAAAUUCCCUUCUCUGCUCUCUUGAUCACAAUGUGGAAUGUGCAUGGGAGAUGCUGAAGGAAGCAAGGAUCAAGCUCCAUUUAGUUGAGGACGGUCUGGGUUUACAGGACAGGGUGACAGAGGAGCCCAGAGCAGUGACGGGAGCAAGAGAACUAGAGAGACAGAAAGAAAGUUCCCCAGAGAUGGAUGGAUAUCUUGGCGCAGAAAGGAGUAGCCUGGAUAUUGCUACAAAUCCAGAAACAGCAGACUGGUCUUUUCUCAGCGGUGAGAUCUUACACAAGAACCAGGCGCAGAAAUCCAGGGAGAGCCAGGGCAGCCAGGGCCCAAGUCUGGGACAGGAAUCAUGGAAUCCGAGGAAUAGCGCCUUGUCCCUCUCCUCGCUCACACAAGACCGCCGCAGACAGCUCCUGAAGGCAGGGUCACCCAGAGGUCGCACUCUUGACCGCCUCCAGCAGCGAAUCUGCCAACAGAAGCUGAAGCACCGGAAUGGGGAGGGAGAUGAAGGCCCAAUUCAUACACCUGUGGUCACCCAGAGAGGCCCUCUUGUUAGGAAAGUCCGGAAGGUCGCUUUUGCGCCUCGUCUGCCAGCCUAUAGAGGAUUAAGUACAGGGAGGGAGAAAACGGACAGAUUGGAGAAACCUCUAUUUAGUGAUAAGUUGUCUACACUGAAAUAUGGACCUCGCAGAUUGACAGGGGGUCAGGAGACAGCAGACAAAACUGUGGGACCUGUGCCUCUAAAAAAGAAUGCUAUCACAAAUCCUUCCUGUUUGAGGAUCAGCAAUGCAAAGCCAGCAAGCCGCGCUCCGGGGGUGUCGGCCUGGAAGGACGCCCAGCGUCUGGUGAUGCAGAUCCUCGGACCCCCUCGACAGCACCCUGAAACACAGCGAGAAAACAGCGCCCCUCCCUGGACAAGAGACGCACAGUUCCCAUGUGGAAAAACGCAAGGGGUGAAGUUUCCAGGAGAACAAAAACGUAGCCCAUUUGAUGUCAUUUCCAAUGGAAAACUUUCGUCUCCCCCAAAUAGUCAAACGUUCGGUAGAGAAGGCCACACCCCUUCAGAAAAUCUCAACUCAAAGACCCUCUUGGAAAAGUGCCCCUCCCCUUCCGGCAGGACCUCUUCUAUCUCCAAGGAGAGACCAGCACCUCUAAAGAGUGUUCCCAAAUCAUCAAGCGCCUCCUCUUUACACACACGUCAUGGCAUCUCCAACAGCUCCUCCUCUCCCCAAGGAAGCACUUUUUCUGCUGGUCCCACCUCCCUCAGUAAUGACCCCCUCACCCCACUGACAACCCUGAGGAGCCCUGACUCUGCGUCACCCACCUCUGCCCUUUGUAGGAACCUAUCUGGUGGAAAGGAAAAUGUGGGCGUACGGCGCCCCGCGGUAUCCGGGAGCCGCAGGGCAGAGGAAGUGCAGGCCUUCAUGGGGCAGCAGGAGAGAGCGCGGAGGAGGAAGGCACAGCAGGAGAAACAGGAAGCUCUGAGAGAAAAGGAGAGGAGGAAGAAUAUGAUGCAGGAGGUACUGAGGAAGCAGCAGGAAGCCUUGCACAAGGCUCAAAGAAGCCACCACGAUCGUGGAGUAAAGGAGAGAAACAGGCCCACAAGCUCCUGCAAGAAAGAAGAGCCUGCUUCUUUGGGUCCAGGUGAGAGAGAGCAGAACAUGAAGAAAUCCGGAGAGCCACAGCAGAAAAGAAGACCUGCAGUGAAAAAGCUGAAGAUAAGGGGUCAGCCUAUGGAGGGAGGCAGCCCCCUGAAACUGGUAGACCUGGCCUCCUCCCCGAGGAAGGCACAGGCCAGGCGAGUGGAGGCCCUCAGACAGGCGGCGGCAGCCCUGGGCAGCCGGGUGGAGAUGCAGGCUGCGCUCCUCGGCGCAGGGAGCGGCCUGACAGGACGCCCAGUGGCAGAGCCCACUGGGCCCCUGAACAACAGGAGUCUCGCCUUGGCACUGGGAGGGACGUCGGCACAACCAAGAGACCGGGAUUCCACCUCCAUCAGCGAGGACCUGCCCUGGAGCGAAGAGGCCCCAGAGUGUAUAGCGGCACAGCCAGGUUUCCUUCAACAGACUGCUACUGUCAGAGGGGCAGAAAGUCGAGGGGAGAAAUCCACCGAAAAUGCAGGACCAGCAACACUCAGCAUCUGGAAGCCAUCAAGGACCCGAAAAGGAAGUCGCAGAUGGGAAGAGGUUAUUGACAAAAACCAAGCAGGAGCUCAUGCCAGGAGGGAAAAGGAUCAGAAGACCUCAGGUCCCCUGGGCAACAGUGCCAAGACCUCACAGGAAUGGGGGCAGGAUGGUGCACGUUCUUCUCAAGUGAUGGGUAACACCAGCCCUGAGUCCAGCAGCAGUGAGGCCCACACUGACUCCACUAGUAAGUGGAGUGAGGUGAGCCAGUUCUUUGGCUGUGGGGACAUGCUGAAUCGCCUGUCUCUGGAGCUAUCCCAGCAGUCCCUGCGCGAUGCGGAGCUCCGGGACCGUCAACAUGUUGCCCUCUUCAGGUUACGGGAGGAGGCGCUGAAAGAGAAGACACAAGCCGAGCUGGCCUGGCUGGAGCAUCAGAAAAUGUGA